AUGGGCUACACGCCGUAUGGAUCGCAGCAGCCUCUAUGGAUGGCUGGAGGGCUCUCGGGCAUCGAUAACUUGAACCGCCGCCUGUAUGACUACGAACAGGCUGCAGUCAUGGAGGAGCAAGAAGGGUCCUUCGUGAAAAAGAUCUCGGCAGGAGCGGAGGCAGCCGAGCGCAAGCUCCUGGGGAUCAAGAGCAAGCAUGACGAGAAAGGGAAGAAGAACCAGCGUGACGGCAAGCGUGCACCUUUCCGCUUCUUGAGGAUGGCGAAGAGGCUUGCCAUGUCUGAGGAGUCGGAGUCUGACGAGGAUUCGGACAGUGACCACGCCGGAGAUGAGGUCACCAAGUGGGUGAAGUCCCUGCAGGCAAGGAUGGGGAACCCGUCCGGAGCCCGCAAGUACGCGGAAUUGGAGUUCGUCGAGAGACUCAAAGAGGUCGUCGCAGCCAAACACGACAUCACGAAGAAGAGCCUCGACGACGUCUUGGGCGAUUUC
Molecule: messenger RNA, 489 nt
Organism: Prorocentrum cordatum
Lineage: Eukaryota; Dinophyceae; Prorocentrales; Prorocentraceae
Source: the annotation of a GenBank genome assembly